Messenger RNA from Megalops cyprinoides (Indo-Pacific tarpon), 6383 nucleotides. RefSeq names its product semaphorin-4B-like. The record is from RefSeq and is a predicted model, not a curated record. Lineage: Eukaryota; Metazoa; Chordata; Actinopteri; Elopiformes; Megalopidae. Bases 419 to 2926 code for a protein of 835 amino acids. Gene Ontology annotation, molecular function: semaphorin receptor binding; chemorepellent activity. The transcript is spliced from 15 exons. Gene Ontology annotation, biological process: semaphorin-plexin signaling pathway; negative regulation of axon extension involved in axon guidance; axon guidance.
CGGAAGUUAUCUACCUCCCCCUUUACACAAACGAGAGCUUUUAUUUCUGGUGAGGACUUCACAUGAAAGCAAGGCUUAAGCAACCAUAUCUGGAGCAACCUGCGAGCUGCGUGUGUGUAUUCGCAGAGGCUGACUGGAGGAGACUGGACUUCUGGGGGAGUUUCAUGCUGAUGUGCACGAUCCCUGCUCAUACAGACCAGCGACCCCAGCAGCAGAGAGCGAGGUAAAGAGCGAGAGCCUCUCCGUCGGUACGGAGAGAAGGCCUUGCGUGCAGAGAGCACGGACCUGCCUUGACGACAGGAAGCAGAAACAAACACACACAAGAAGAAUUCCGAAAAAAAAAAAAAUUCAUGACUUCCAAAAAGUCCUGAAAAAACAAUCACUGCAAAGCUGGUUGGUAGGCAGGGCCAAAGGAACCAUGAGGACUGCGCGUAUGGAUUGGCUCCCUCUCCUGGCCUCUGCCCUCUUAUUGGGUGGUUUUAUCCAAACGGCCUCGGCGGACGACGAUGUCACUCCACGCCUGAGCUUCUCGUACGAUGCUAAGGAGAGGUCGGCUAAAAGAUUCUCAGCUGAAGGGGUGUUGAAUUACACCUCCCUUCUCCUCAGUAAGCAGGAUAACAGGCUGUAUGUGGGAGCCAGAGAGGCACUCUUCGCCCUGGACCUCUCUGAUAUCAGCAGGGAGAAGCUGCAGAGGAAUCUGACAUGGAGCACUCCAGAGGGGAAGAGAGGACAGUGUGGCUUCAAAGGAAAAGACCUGCAGACUGACUGCUUCAAUUACAUCAAGAUCUUGCUGCGCCUGAACAGCACCCACCUGUAUGUGUGCGGGACCUACGCCUUCAGUCCCAUUUGCACGUACAUUAACACCUCCGACUUCUCCCUGGCAAGGACGGCUGCGGGGGAGAUCCUGGCGGAGGAUGGGCGCAGUCGCUGCCCCUUCGACCCCGAGUACAAAUCCACCGCCAUCAUGGUCGAUGGCGAGCUGUACGCCGGCACUGUCAGCAACUUCCAAGGGAAUGAGCCAAUCAUCUACAAGAGCCUGGGCGCUGGACCCGCCCUGAAAACGGAAAACUCGCUCAAUUGGCUUCAAGACCCGGCCUUUGUGGGAUCUGCUUACCUCCAGGAGAGCCUGCCCAAGGGCAGCCCGGUUGGAGAUGAUGAUAAGAUUUACUUUUUCUUCAGCGAGGCAGGGAAAGAGUUUGAUUUCUUCGACAACACCAUUGUGUCACGCAUCGCUCGGGUGUGUAAGGGUGACUUGGGAGGGGAGAGAGUGCUGCAGAAGAAAUGGACAACUUUCCUGAAGGCCCAGCUCCUGUGCUCGCUGCCAGACGACGGCUUCCCAUUCAACAUCAUUCAGGAUGUGUUUGUUCUGACACCCAGCCAGGAGGACUGGAAGAGCACUGUGUUUUAUGGAGUCUUCACAUCUCAGUGGUAUAGAGGUGCGUCGGGCAGCUCAGCGGUAUGUGCCUUUACCAUGGAUCAGGUAGAGAGAGCCUUCAAUGGGCGAUAUCGUGAGGUCAACCGAGAAACACAGCAGUGGUACACCUACAACCACCCCGUCCCCGAGCCACGGCCUGGAGCGUGCAUCACCGACGCUGCCAGGGACAUGGGCAUCUCCUCCUCCCUGCACAUGCCCGACAAGGUGCUGAACUUCGUGAAGGACCACUUCCUGAUGGACGGGGUGAUCCGCAGCCGGCCUCUGCUGCUGAAACGCAGUGUGAGGUACAUGCAGAUCGCCGUGCACCGGGUGCGGGCCCUCAGCAAGGCCUACGACGUCCUGUUCAUGGGCACAGACGACGGGAAGCUGCACAAGGCCAUCAACGCCAACGACAAGAUGCACAUCAUCGAGGAGAUCACGCUCUUUCCCCAGCCACAGCCCAUUCAGCACAUCGAGCUGGAUUCGGAGAAGGGCCUGCUGUACGUGUCCUCUUACUCUGGCCUGGUUGAGGUCCCAGUGGCCAACUGUAGUAACUACGCUAGCUGCGGAGAGUGUGUCCUCUCCAGGGAUCCAUACUGCGCCUGGACAGGGCGGCGGUGUCAGGACGUCAGGGGAGCCCUGCCCGGGAGCCACUGGAAGCAGGAUGUGGAGGAGGCGAGCACAAUUUCCAUCUGCAACAGGACACUGUUCAGUUCCCGUUCCACCAAGUCUACACCUGCGCGGACAUCUGCCUGCCAGGUGAUCAUCGUACCAGCCAACACCUUCAAAGUGCUGACCUGCCCGCUCCGCUCGAACCUGGCGGAGAGGAAGUGGGAGUACAGCGAGAGUGCUAGCCAGUCUCUGUUCGCCAGCCCGGAGGGGGGCCUGGUGGUGGUGGCACAUGCCGACAGGGAGGAGACUUUCGAGUGCUGGUCUGUGGAGGAGGGCUUCCGGCAGCUUCUGGCGAAUUACUGCGUGAGGGCCGAGGUCCAAUCAGAGAGCACCACGCUGACCGGUCGGUCGCGGACCCCCCGGAUCCACCACGACGAAUCCAUCGUCCUGCCCGGUGAGACUCGGUCCCCGCAGGUCAACACCAAGACAUACUGGAACGAGCUGAUCGUAGUGUGUGCCCUGCUGGCCUUCUCCCUGGUGGUCUUCUCCCUCUUUGUGGUGUACCGGAACCGGGACCGCAUGAAGUCCAUGCUCAAGGAGGGCGAGUGCCCCAACAUGCAGCAGAAAAAGCCCCGAGUGCCGGGCAAGCCGGCGGAGAGUCUGCCCCUCAACGGCAACACCCUCCCUCCCUCCACCUCCGACCACAAGGGCUACCAGACCCUCAACGACAACUACAUCUGCAGCACCCCCACCCACGACUCCUCACCCGACAACAGCAAGAGCUUCUCGGAGUCAGAGAGACGGCCGCUCAACCUAAAGGAGAGCCGCGUGGAGAUCUCGCCCACCUGCCCCAGGCCCAGGGUUCGACUGGGCUCCGAAAUCAAGGACUCCAUUGUGUGAGGAGUGCUUUCGGGCAACUGUGAAGUGUCAGUCGAACAGGGUGACUGCUGGGAAAUGGAGUUCCCUAAAUUUAAAAAAAAAAACAAAACAAAACAAUGAUAAACAGAGGGAACCCCAAAAGCCUAGGCCGUGUCAUGGAAGGAUGUUUGAUUUUUGUUACCCUUCCUCCCCCUUUUAUUUCAACUCGGUCGUGUGAUACAGGAUCACUUCCUGUUUUGAAUCCGAAACCACACCCUUUUCUGUCAGGCUGUAUAAGCACAGUGGGGACAGAGGGAGAUGCCCCUCCGUCUGAAACCCAAUACCCUUGUGCUACGAUGCUGAUGGGGAAAAGUGGCUGUGCAGGGCAGCUGAUAAGCAAAACUUCCAACCAUGGCAACUCAUGACAUGUUUCUGGUUCCCCUGGCCACGCAACGUGGUCUGUCCCAGUCAUCCAUGCAAAAAAAAAAGUGAGCGUCAUGCUCUCCAUAUUCAGAGUGACACAGUGUCACUGCCACCACAUGUUCACCUCUCAUUUUCGCAUCCAAGACUGGGCUGAUCUGAGAACAGUUUGUGUACAGAACAGACUCUGACCCGAGGCAGGCAACCAAUGAAUUACAAAGAGUGAUGGGCUCCGGGUGAGGAGCCACCUGGUGGUCUCUUCCCCAAAACAGCAGGAGUGAUUUUGUGCCACAGAAAACAAGUCUGAUGGAGUAGCGGUGACAUCUGGACAUGCCCUUUUUUUUGGGGAAAAAAGCGAGUGAUAGAAAAGGGCUGUUAAAGACACCGUAUUUCAGAUGGAGGUGCCUACGCCUUAUUUAAGAGCAGAAGACAUGGAACAUGAAUGAUGUCACAUACAGCAGGAACCAAGCAGACCAGGUCUGUGCAUGCUUGCACAGCCCCGAGUGGAGCUCUGCCUGGGAGCAACGGCCAGACCAUUGGACUACAGGCGAAGCAUGCAAAAACACACCAUGAGAAAAGCCGACAAGAACAACGCGCUUGGUCCAGUUAGCGCAUGAUAUCAGGCACAGAGGCUGUGGAAACGAGGCCAUUCACAUGAGUUUAACCACACAUUCUUCAGUAUUAUACUGCUAGGCAUUAAACACAGAACAGACCAGUAAAAUGUACUGACCCUUUGGAGAUUGUCUUGGCUUGCUGUUGUACAUGGGUUUUUUUUUUUUUUUUACAAAGGGGAAGAGAGCAGGCAGGAUAGGGGCCAAGAUGCCUUUAUUGACUGUGUUAUUGAUCUGGAGAACACAGUCCAGUCAGGGCUGUAGGUGGACUUAUCCUCGGCUCUGCUUUGUGAAGAUCUCUGCACACCAAACAGAGGCAUAGCAAAUAGCAAAAACAUAGCCAACAGUGGAGAUGAGAUUCUGCCGCGUUCCUGACACAACCGAAGCAGACGCACGCUGUGCCAAAAAAGCUAAGAACUAGGUUGUCUUUUUUUCAGUUAAUUUUGUUUUGUGGUUCUGAUAUUUCUUGCCUGGUAGAUUUGCUUUUCUCUCAUGUAAAGCCUCAUACUGCUUUCUCACAAGCCAAAACCAAGCUGAUAUCUAAUAAAGACUAAGGAAAAACAAUCAGAACAAAUAUUUUUGAAAAAAAAAACAAAAAAAAACAAAUGAUAAUUCCGGUUUACAAAGUAUACACUCCAAGAAUGUGAAAGCUCCUGCAUGACUCUUUGCCUCUGGAGCUGUGAGACACAGGAGCGGCACGACUCUUAACGCAGGCCGCAGAUCAUUGAGUCCAGGUGGGCACCUCGCUGGAGGGAACGUGCAAACCAGAAUCUGGACCGCCCUAUGGGACACCUGAGCCAUCAGGACCAUGACAAAAGAAGGUGGGCAUGGGUGCAUGUCGAAAAGAUUUACGGAUCAAAUCAUCAACAUAUUAACACGCAGUGCUUUUUCUAAAGUGAAGUUCAUCUACACUGAGACCUUUGCCAAUCAAGCUCUCAUUUUCCAAAGAUGUAUGUUAUACACCACACAGUGGGAAAAUGCCAAGCUACAUGCCAGAGCUAUUUAAAACAUGGAACCUACGUGUUGUGGAAUGUAUUGAUAAAUCGGUGAAAAGUAUUCCAAAAAUGAUUCUGUAAGUAAAAUUAUCUAUUUUUUUGGUUUUAUUUAAUCCUGUUUUGGUGUAUCAAAAUCUGUACAAGGGAGUACAUUUCAAAAGUUUUCACGAAGUAGCUGUGCAAAUGGCAUAGUGUGUAAAACAGUAACAGUGGAUGUGUAUAUAUAUAUGUACGUUUGUAUUGUACGUGAGGGAAGCCAUUUUCAGAUGUGUCCUUGUAGAAAUAGAACUAGAUGCUACAGACUGCUGCUUAUUUGUUGUUUUUGCACAGAACACUGUAUAAGCCUUAGUUUGGAGUGGAGUUUUUUUUUUCGUUGUUGACUCUGUAGCAAAUUCUGGAUGUGUUUCUAAAAUGCCUUCAAGCUUAAUUUUGUGAAUCAGUGCUGUGUUUCUGGGGAAAAUCAAACACUCUCUUGGCCUUGUGACUUCACAGUUGAAUCACUUGGAGAACCACUAAGCGGUGACCUCACCUGCAUGCUAACUACGGCCAACUAGACCAUAGUACUCCACUGGGCAUGCUUAAGAGUAGCAACACUGAAAGGUGAAUGCCUUUAGAUUUUGGUCAUGCCCUGCCAAGUAGCUCUGUUAAAAUUGGUUAGUCCUCAGCGAUCUUUCCUUUGUUUUGCGUGUAAUAAAAAUAAAACCACUGUGGAAUUGCUCUGCAACCUCAGUCCUAUAUAACAGUAUGCUGCUGUUACAUAUUAGUACAUGUUAUUGAUAAUGUGCAGCACACGUGCUAUUAAAAGUCUCUUAACGUACCUAAACCUCAGCUAUCUAAGACCUUUGGAGUUUUAUAUGGGAUACGCUGCCGCCACAAAGUUGCAGAGUGUGAUGUAGAUGAAAGAGAAAGCAAGCUUGUAUUGGUGUUUCAGCUGUAGUGAAAGCAGAGAGCUGCUUUGCAGAAUUUCCAUGCAGUACGCCAAAAGACAAAAAGAUUACGUGUGCAGUUUGUUAUUGCAACUGAACCGGCAGCUUAAUGUAGCUGUGAUUUAGACGACCACAAGCUGGCAACGGGAAGAACAGGAUCACGGAAUCAUGGGUAAAAUCUGAGAAUAGACAUCCUCUGGCUCUCCUCAGAAUACUAAGGGCAGUAAUGCCAGUCAUGGCUGUGUAGGUGUUUUGAUUUUUGUUUGUCUUGAUCGCAUCUAAGAUUGAUUGAUACAGCCUGAGACACUGCCGACAUACAGCAUGAGAGGUCCACACAGAGUGGAUAUCUGACCAGCUGACUGAUCUCAGUACAGUCAGUACAGAGGUGUUGGAUCCUAAGUGUGUGUUAGUACAGAACAGAGUAGAUGCUCUGACACCUGGGACCUGUUUAAUAAACACUCCAUUUGAGCAUCUUCCUCACCCACCUUAACUUGGCUAUAAAUUCAAACUGUCAAAUUGUAAGCUUGUGCGUAAAGUUAUUUUGUAA